This is a messenger RNA of Closterium sp. NIES-65, 287 nucleotides long. The record is from the annotation of a GenBank genome assembly. Lineage: Eukaryota; Viridiplantae; Streptophyta; Zygnematophyceae; Desmidiales; Closteriaceae.
AUGAUGGGGACUCCAACUCGCAAGGCCGUCAUGGCUGCUCUGCUCGCCGUCGUGGUCGUCAUCGCGGGUACGCAUCGUGUGUUCUCCUGCGCUCGCAUGCUCAUUUGCUCGCAUAGUCAGCCUGCACCUCACACAGCGACAAAGGCCCAAACUUGGCUUGCUCACUCGCAUCUUCAUGGUCGGUCCCCCAAUGCCGCACACACCGCCCCCCUCCGUGCGCCCCCCACCCCACGUGUCCCAUUCCCACAGUCGCAGCAGCUGCUCCGGCGGCGAGCGCGGCAGCCCUG